AUGGCGCCACUUCCUCGUCUCCUCCUUCCAGUGGCCCUUCUCCUCAUCGCCGUCACCGGAGAGGCGUACGCCGGCGGCACCGGCCACGGCCACGCGCGCUACGACCGCGUCUUCAGCUUCGGCGACUCGCUCACCGACACCGGCAACUCGGCCAUCCUCCCGGUCACCGCCGGGGGGCCCUUCACCAACCCUCCGUACGGGCAGACCCACUUUGGCCGGCCCAACGGCAGGGCCUCCGACGGCCGCCUCUUCAUCGACUUCGUCGGGCAGCGCAAGAUCAUGGCGAGCUCCCUCUUGUACCUGGGAGAGAUCGGAUUCAACGACUACUCUUUCGUCGCCGUCUUCGGCAACGGCACCAUCGGCCUGGUGCAGAGUCUGGUGCCGCACAUCGUCGGCGCCAUCUGUUCGGUCCUGACCGACGCGAUCGGUGUUGGAGCGCGGACGAUGGUGGUGGCAGGGAUGAUACCGAUGGGCUGCGAGCCGGAGCUGCUGGCCCUGCUACCCGGCGGCGGGGGCGACUACUACGACCGGGCGUCCAGCUGCAUCACGCGGUUCAACCAGCUCGCCCAGCUGCACAACCGCGCGCUGAAGCGCAUGCUCUGCCAGCUCCGGCGAGACCACCCCGGCACGGCCAUCCACUACGCCGAUCUGUACCGCCCCAUCACCGCAGUCGUCUCCUGGCCCAGAAAAUACGGCUUCGGCGGCAUGCCCUUGGCAGCGUGCUGCGGCGGCGGCGGGGGGCCGUACAACUUCAACUUCACCUUCUUCUGCGGCACUCCGGCGGCAACAGCGUGCGCCGAUCCGUCGAUGUCCGUUUCGUGGGAUGGGAUCCAUUACACGGAGGCUGCAAAUAGGUUCGUUGCCCACGCCAUGCUGAGGGGAUUGUAA
Triticum turgidum subsp. durum (durum wheat) is the source of this 888-nucleotide messenger RNA. NCBI's taxonomy places the organism in Eukaryota, Viridiplantae, Streptophyta, Magnoliopsida, Poales, Poaceae. The record is from the annotation of a GenBank genome assembly.